UCCCGACACUAGAAACACAUUUAGCGUAUACGCUUCCGCAUAUCGAAAUGGCAGGAUAUGUCAUGCCGCACUUUACCCCAAAACCCCGUGACAUGCAGUGAGUUCGUGAUGAGUUCGGUGCUAGUCGAAGCCGCCUCCUCCACCGUAGAAGAUCUCUAUACGUUUAAAGACGAGCCCGAGUCUCCUGUCUCGCUCGACUUUUCAGAUCAGCAUAUAGAUAGCGCUAGUGCUGGCAAAGCGGCGGCUCCGUGCAAGGUGUGCGGGGACAAAGCUUCGGGAUACCACUACGGCGUCACCUCCUGUGAAGGCUGCAAGGGUUUCUUCCGUCGGAGCAUCCAGAAGCAGAUCGAGUACCGGUGCCUGCGGGACGGCAAGUGUCUGGUCAUCCGGCUCAACAGGAACCGGUGCCAGUUCUGCCGUUUCAAGAAGUGCAUUGCGGUUGGCAUGAGCAGAGACUCCGUCAGGUACGGACGAGUGCCAAAGCGACCGAGGGAAGCCGUCAUGGAGAGCAUGCCCGAUCUCGCUAGGAACCUGGUACCGGCUCCGGUCCCGGCCCCGGUGGAGGAGAUCGACAACGAAGUCCUGCAUCAGGACCUCACUAAGGAGAUGGUGAGGAUAGUCCUCACCGCGCACCGAAUGUUCGGCCCGUCGUCCGCUGAGCUCAAGGACGGCAUCCAAGUACGAACGAUCCGACUGAACCUGAACGAUUCCGAUGAAGGGAGCGGCGACGACGCACCAAGUUCGUCCACAGGACGUCCUGUCGACGUUCUGUCGACUCUGUGGUACCAUAUCGCCCACCGAAUGACCCCGUCGGUGCAGCAGCUGGUGGAGUUUGCUAAACGCAUCCCCGGCUUCAACCUGCUGCCGCAAGACGAUCAGCUUAUACUGAUUAAGCUGGGCUUCUUCGAGGUGUGGCUGACGAGGGCGACCAGGGUGUCCACUCCCACGACCAUCGUGUUCGAAGACGGCACAGCCAUCACCAAGAGCCAUCUGGAGAUUAUUUACGACACUCAAUUCGCGAACGCAAUGCUGGCGUACGUCCAAAAGGUCAUACAGAUGCAGAUCACUGAUGAGGAGCUGGCUCUGUUCUACGCCUCGCUCUUCUUCAACCCCCACCGCAGUGGACUCAACGAUAUGGCGAGAAUCAACACGCUGGAUCACGCUAUCAGAGAUGCCUUUCAGAUGGUUAUAAUCGACAGCGGCAACCCUGACGUACCCGCUCGUUUGGAAGCCUUCUCGUCUGCCGCACAGGAGGUUCGCGUGCUCGGCGCUCGACACAACGACCUGCUCUCGUGGUGCCGUGUCAACUGGCAGCGUCUGGUGUUGCCAGCUCUCUUCUCGGAGAUAUUCGACAUACCGAAAGCCGAGGAAGAAGAUACCGCCGAGGCGGAGAAAGCGUCGGCCGCCGUCUCGCAGUUGACAUAGAUCUCUAUGUACACGACUCGAAUAUUUUGGUUGCGUUUUAACAUUUAGGAUUGUCGACUUAUUUGCGUUUUCAAAUUUAUUUGCUAUGUCUUAUCUGUAAUUCAAGUUUGCAAUAGUUUUAUUCGUAUUUCAAUAUCUAGUUUACCGCAUGAUUAUUUGUGUAUUGUUGUGCUAAAUGUAUAAUUAAAGCAUUAAUAAUAAUACUUUUACUGAAAUAUGAUCCUAGUUGACUCUUGACC
Molecule: messenger RNA, 1664 nt
Organism: Aricia agestis (brown argus)
Lineage: Eukaryota; Metazoa; Arthropoda; Insecta; Lepidoptera; Lycaenidae
Product: ecdysone-induced protein 78C-like
Exons: 9
Coding region: 58-1425 (455 amino acids)
Biological process (GO): regulation of DNA-templated transcription
Molecular function (GO): zinc ion binding; DNA-binding transcription factor activity; sequence-specific DNA binding
Source: RefSeq, a predicted model, not a curated record